GUGUGUGUGUGUGUGUGUAGUGCUGGGAGCGCGCUCUUGUUUGAAAGUGAACACACGGUCCACCGCCUCCUCACACCGUGUCGGACCCGGAGUCUGUGCCAGUCUGGACUCUUCCAGUCAGUGACGCCGUGCGUAAAGCUGCUGCCCAGCGUGCCACAGACUGACGCACACACUCUGCGGACUGUGGGAACAUUUCACACUUCACCUGCGCGCGUUUCCCGCUCAGCAUGUCCGUCAGAUGAGCUCCGAGCUGCGGCUCAGGUGGAUGAGAUGUGACCAUGUCCUUUACGCACCGGCUCGCUCUGCUGCUGCUGGGCUUCACCGUCAUCCACACGGUUAAUGGAAAGUUUACCCUCUGCCAGUUCGUGUGGGAGAUGCAGAGAGCCGAGAGAGAGUGUCAGACACAACUACAGCAGCAGACGCCUGCAAGGGCAGGAUGUGGUGGCUUCUGGGACAACGUGUCUUGUUGGCACGGCGCUGUGGUCGGCGAGGUGAGGACCCUUCCGUGCCCCUCCCCCCUCCUGCACCUGUUUGGAGUACAAGGUAGCGUCAGCAGGAACUGUACAGAGAAAGGUUGGUCAAGCGUCUACCCGGACGUCAAAUUCGCCUGCCAGUCAAACUACACAGACGCAACCCCCGACCUGGUCUUCUACAGGGUGGUGAAAAUACUGUCCACUCUGGGCCACAGCCUGUCCCUCAUCGCUCUGCUCAGCAGCACCAUCAUCAUGUGUUUGUUCAGGAGGCUCCACUGCACGAGGAACUACAUCCAUCUGAACCUGUUUGUGUCGUUCAUGCUGCGAGCCGUGGCCGUGCUGGUCAAAGACUCGCUGCUCUUCCUGGACGACGAAACGACAGAUUGCAGCGCGCAGCCCUCGCUGGUGGGCUGCAAGGCCAGCCUAGUGUUCUUCCACUACUCCAUCAUGGCCAACUUCUUCUGGCUGCUGAUAGAGGGUCUCUACCUGCACACACUGCUGCUCGUCAUCCACAACGUCUCCAUUCGCCUCUCCGCCUACAUGCUCAUCGGCUGGGGAAUCCCUUUUGUUUUCAUGGUUGCGUGGAUCAUCUGUAGGAUAAACCUGGAGGACAUAAGGUGUUGGGAGAUCAAUGACAACCCCAUCCCCAACAGAUUGAUCAACUGGCCCAUCACGGCAUGUGUCAUUAUCAGCUUCAUUCUGUUCAUCAGCAUCAUCCGGAUCCUGGUACAGAAACUGCGCUGCACUGAUGUCGGAGGAAAUGAGCAGUCACAGUAUAGCCGUCUGGCUAAGUCCACCCUCCUGUUGAUCCCUCUGUUCGGGAUCAACUACGUAGUGUUCGCCUACAUGAUGGAGCCGACUAACAAAAACAUGGAACGCAUCAAGAUCUUUUUUGAACUCGCCCUCGGAUCCUUCCAGGGUCUAAUUGUGGCCGUCCUUUAUUGUUUCCUCAACAGCGAGGUCCAGAGCGAGUUGAGGAGGACGUGGAGGAGUUUAUCGCUCAAGCGUUACGUGGGGCGGGACUACAGGCUGCACGCCAUGUCGGUCAGCCGUAACGGCACUGAACACUCCGCUCAGUUUCCCAGGAACUCCCGAGCUCAGUCCAUCCUGCAGACUGAGAUCACCAUGCUCUGACCACGGACAGAGGCGAUCUGUUUUUGGAAAAACACUCCGAACUGAUGCUCAUAUCAAGAGUGACUGCGUACGGUCACUCAAAGACACUUUUACAGACAUAUCGUUUUUCUACUGCAGGGAUUGAACCUGGACUUCCUGUUGGACUGUGUUCGUCACUUGAACUCAUAAAUCAGUUGAAAUCAUGCAGAACAGAGACCUGCAUCAAAUAUCGGUUCUUCCUUUCACACCAUUAAACAUUAUAAAAAAUAUUAUAUUAUAAUAAAUAUUUCCAGUUGUUGCAUAUUUCUGGGAGACAGCUGAAUGUUUCAUGUUGCUAUACUGAAGACGACCAUUACCUUUGAUAAGUUUUAAUCAGUUUUGUGCCACAGAUAUUUUAUACAGCUGCAUGAUUUUUGAUUUUCUUUGGGGUUAAUAUCUUGUUUUUAGAUGAACACGCUCCAAAUUUACCACAAAGACCAAAAGCAAUAAUCAAUGUAUUUGAAAUAUGUUAUAAAAUUUGAUUAAUAACCAAAGUUACACAUUAUGACAAUCAUAGGCUUGUGAUUAUUUAUUGUUAUUUUUUGAAUUAUAGUGGAUCCAAAGAAGCAGACCAGGCAGACAUGACGUCACGUCCAUUUCAUGUUAGAUUCACCUGAACUGUCGGAGUCGUGACUGUGUGGCUUUAAUUACAGGGAGUGUCAAAAAGGGAAGAUAAUAUUCAUAGCUGUGUUUUAAUUAGUGUAUAAUCAACUGAAAAUAAGAAUCAUAUUUUUUAGUUUGUUUGUUUUUUUCCCCUGGCUCCUACAGUAGCCCAGAGCAGACAGACACUAUCGUCAUUUUUGUGCUUUUUUACCAAGACCACUGUAGCUUCUUCUUCACGGGAAGGAGAGGGUGAGGCGAGGAGGUUGCAAUAAGCUAGAUACUCACUGAAUCUUCUUUGCAACCUGUUAGAUUCAAAUGUCUACCAGCUGUGACAACUUUAAGAAAAGAUUCAUGUUUUUUUUAAGACUUGUUUCAGUAUAUUUCAAAUAUUUUCAACAGCUUGAACUGGUAAAAUUAUCCAGUAGCUCACAAGAAAAAAAAAAACGUUCUGCUUGCCGUUCCUGGUGAAUCAUCUCACGCCUCAGAUUUAGGCCAUGGCCACACAUGGGUGAAUUUGCAGGAUUUCUUACGUGUACAGUUUCAACUUAGAGAGCAUCGACCAACAACAAAGACCGAACGUGCUCAUUCGCUUUGGUAGGCGAUGGUAAUUUCUCUGUAUUUGCAGUGUGUGAUCGUAUACGUGGGACCAUUGCUGGGGUCCCGACCCACAUGUUGGGAACUACUGUCCUUAACAGAGUUCAGGAAACAUACAGGUUACUGUAGCUCACGUAAAUCGUGAUUAUCCAUCUUUUCUGUUCGUUGUGUGUUUUUGUGACAAAUUGAGGGCUUUUCUGUUAUUUUCAAUUUUGUACUGAUGUUUUUGAAUUGGUCUUGGAUUUAAGUGUUUCCCUCCAGGGUAUGAAGCUAUAGACCAGUAUUCCUCAGUACAAGAGAAUCAUUGCCUUUAAGUGAAGUAAAUGAAAGAAUAAAUUAUGGUCAGAGUAUAUUUUUAACAGGCAAGGUUAUCCAUUACGGACGAGGAUUAGGGCCACAUGUCAGAAUUCUGAGUUUGAGACCUAAUCCUCUUCCGUAAUUCAUCACAUCAGCAUCCUGAAAUGAAAAUUAAUGAUAUGUGACGUUCAGUUUUAAGAAUAUCAGCAAACUGAUACAUCAGUCUAACCCUCCGCAACAGUAAACGUGUGACACAAGCAGUCGGCUUACAAACAGCCAACAAAAGAGCCUUGCUUUGUACAAAGAAUGAUUGUUUUGUAUUUUAUGUCUUGUCUUUUUUUUUUUUUACACAAUUGAGUGUAUUAAUGUUGGUUAUGUACAUGAGGCCGAGGGAGACUGAGACAUUUGUAAUCUUUUGAACACCACUGUAAACCUGUGACUGUGACGUUUUAUGUAUAAAAGCUUUUAUCAUAGAGACAGAGUCAGGUUUGUUCUUUCUAUUGUGCACUGCACACAGACUUUAUGAUUGUAUAACCUAAUGUUUUAUAAAUAUGUCUAUGAAUUUCUGUUUUUAAUGACUCAAUAUAUUGAAAUACCUGACGAGAUGCGGUGGUGGAGGAAGUAUUCAGUAUCCAUAAAGUAAAAGUACUGAUACAAACUC
Molecule: messenger RNA, 3780 nt
Organism: Larimichthys crocea (large yellow croaker)
Lineage: Eukaryota; Metazoa; Chordata; Actinopteri; Sciaenidae
Product: vasoactive intestinal polypeptide receptor 2
Exons: 13
Coding region: 279-1607 (442 amino acids)
Biological process (GO): cell surface receptor signaling pathway; adenylate cyclase-modulating G protein-coupled receptor signaling pathway
Cellular component (GO): plasma membrane
Molecular function (GO): peptide hormone binding; G protein-coupled peptide receptor activity; vasoactive intestinal polypeptide receptor activity
Source: RefSeq, a predicted model, not a curated record